Oncorhynchus mykiss (rainbow trout) is the source of this 4687-nucleotide messenger RNA. Lineage: Eukaryota; Metazoa; Chordata; Actinopteri; Salmoniformes; Salmonidae. The record is from RefSeq and is a predicted model, not a curated record.
UUGUAAUAGGUGCUUUUUCAUAUUUCUUAAUUUCCUUUAAUUUGUAGAGAAUAGUCAUACAGAGGCUCACUGAGGCUCAGGAAAGACUGACGAGUCAGGAAUUGCUGUUGGCCCAGUCUCAGACCAGUGUCCAGGAGCUGAGGAACCGCUGCCUAGAGGUGAGCCGGAAGGAGUGAGACCAGGAGUGACUGCUUCAGCAACAUCCACCCUUGAAAACGUAUCAGCGGUCUCUGGAGUGAACAACAUAUGAAACAUGAAGAAAGCAAUAACUGCAGAACAGAUAACAGAAUGGUUUACAUUAGGGACCCAUUUUGCUAACAUUCUAAUCACGGAUGAAGUUCCAAAAGAAGUAAAGUUAGAGGAGUCAUCAAUACAGAGCCCUGCAAAAGCUUCCCAACAGCAGGGCAGUCCAAAGAGGGAUGACUCAGAUGGAGGACUGAGGAACAAGACAGGAAAGCCUGACUUUUUGGCGAGUUCACCUCCACCUCCAUUGACCACUUAUGAGUACCCGAGCUUGCCCAUCACAAAGAAUAGACAGGAGAUCAUCUCUCUGAUUGAAAACAACUCAGUGGUGAUCAUCCGUGGAGCCACAGGGAGUGGGAAGACUACCCUGCUGCCCCAGUUCAUCCUGGACUACUACAGCGAGAAGAAUGCCCCUUGUAACCUCGUAGUCACCCAGCCUCGCAAAAUAGGCGCCAGCAGCAUCGCCCGAUGGGUUGCCAGAGAGCGCAAGUGCACCCUGGGUAGUCUUGUGGGAUACCAGGUGGGCCUGGAGAAGAUGGUCACUGAACACACAAGACUCAUCUACAUGACCACUGGGGUGCUGCUGCAGAAACUGGUCGGAGCAAAGAGCCUGACUGAGUACUCCCACAUCUUCAUAGAUGAGGUCCAUGAGCGGACAGAGGAGCUGGACUUCCUUUUAUUGGUUGUGAGGAAGCUCCUCCAUUCCAACUCUCGUUACAUCAAGGUCAUCCUCAUGUCAGCCACCAUCAACUGCAGGGAGUUUGCGGAGUACUUUGGCACCCCCAUCCGCAGCCAGAUGAACCCAGCCUAUGUGUUUGAGGUGGAGGGGGCUCCCUACGCCAUAGAGGAGUUCUACCUGGAGGACCUCUGCAGCCUGAUUCCCUACAGGGUGGAUACCCGCCGUCCAGAUGACCCUUACAUCACUGUGGAGAUGUACAACGUGGCUGUCAGCCUUAUCCAGAGCUUUGACGAGCUAGAGGCCAAAGAUCAGAGCAGUAGGACUGCGAGGGAGGGAGGCCUGUCUCUGCCAGACCGGGGCAGUGUGCUGGUGUUCCUCCCUGGUCUGGGUGAGAUCCACUACAUGCAGGAGGCUUUGUCCAAGCUGGUGCGCAAGAGACUGCAGGUGUACCCACUCCACUCCUCUGUCACUCUGGAGGAGCAGAAUGGGGUGUUUCUGGUGCCUGUCCCAGGAUACAGGAAGAUCAUCCUCUCCACCAACAUUGCAGAGAGCUCUGUUACGGUCCCAGAUGUCAAAUAUGUGAUUGAUUUCUGUCUGGCACGACACAUGGUCUGUGACAAAGAGACCCAUUACCAGUCCCUCCGCCUCACCUGGGCCUCCAAGACCAACUGCAACCAGCGUAGAGGCAGGGCUGGGCGAGUGUCUAUGGGCUACUGUUACCGGCUGGUGACCAAGGAGUUCUGGAGGAAUGAGAUCCCAGACUAUGUGGUUCCUGAGAUGGUGCGUGCCCCCCUGGCUAACAUCAUGCUGAAGGUGAAGCUUCUGGACAUGGGGGACCCCCGCUCCCUCCUCUCCACUGCUCUCUCACCCCCCCAACUCAAUGACAUUGAGAGGACCAUACUCCAGCUCAAAGAGAUGGGUGCACUGUCUGUGGGGAACGAUGGUCAAGGCCAGAAGCGUUUUGAUGGAGAGCUGACGUUUCUGGGUCGGAUCCUGGCUCACCUGCCUGUGGACCUGCACCUUGGGAAGAUGAUAGUGCUCGGCCACGUCUUUGGCUGUCUGGAGGAGUGCCUCAUCAUAGCCGCCUCUCUGUCUCUGAAGAGCUUCUUUGCCAUGCCCUCCCUGCAGCAGCUGGCAGGGUACAGGAGCAAGCUGUCGUUCGCACACGGUGUGCAGAGUGAUUUGAUUGCUUUUGUCAACGCAUUCAAGGCUUGGCACACGUCCAGAAGCAAAGGAGAGUUGAGGCAUCCAAAGUCCGAGCUGGAGUGGGGCAAGGAGAACUGCAUCCAGAUCAAGAGGAUCAGAGAGGUGGCCGAGCUCUAUGAGGACCUGAAGGAGAGAACGUCCCAGUUCAACAUGCACGUGAUUGAGAACCCAGUGCCAAUGGACUACGCCAGCCUUCACAAGCAGAGGUUCAUUCUGCAGGUGGUUAUCGCUGGUGCCUACUACCCUAACUACUUCUCUCAAGGGGAAAUGGAUGAAGAGCUGGCCUCCAAAGACCUGUCAGGCCAUGAUCCCAAAACAACAGUGCUGGUGAGGAACCUGCCCCCCUACAGUUUCCUGUACUACAAGCAACUGCAGUCCCUGUUCCGCCAGUGUGGCCAGGUCAAGUCCAUAGCCUUCGAUGGAGCCAGAGGGCAUGUAGAGUUCUACCGGACGACUACUCGAGGGUCGGGGGUGCUCCCUGAGGUGUCACUGGCCCUCCUCUUGGCCCACCAGAGGCAUCCUCUGGACAUUUUUGUGCAUCCCAGUGACGAGGUGGAGACCUUUGCGGGGAGCAGGACCAUCUGCCACAUGAGAUACGCUCGUGUGAAUGUGGACUUCCAGAACAACUCGGUCUACCCAGUGGGGUUGCUGAGCAGCACCAUCGACCCAGACAAGCUGCCCUCUAACCCCAUCUUCGUGGUCAACAUCACAGACGUGGUGGAGGUGGGCCACUUCUGGGGCUUCCAGGCGGAUGAUGCCAGCAUGGAGAAGCAGCGCCAUCUGACAGCGGAGAUUAAUUCUCAUGAGCUGUGUCCAGUUCCUGUCUCCCUCUACCCAAACCUGCUGUGCCUGGCACCUUUCUCUGAGGGCGACGAGCAGGGCCUCUACUACCGUGCCAAGAUCCUGCAUGUCUGCGGCAGCUCUGUGGAGGUUUUCUUUCUGGACUUUGGAAACACCAGUCUGGUGUCGUGUAGCUGCCUGAGGAAGCUACCUGCUGAUAUCAUGGCCCACCCAUUCCAGGCCCAGGAGUUCCAGAUCUCUGGGAUGCGUCCAUCGGCCCAGUCCAUGAUCCUGGGGGACCAGUGGAGCAGCCGUGCCCGCAACCGCUUUAUCACGUUGGUGAACGGCCACCCGCUCAUAGUCUCCCUGUUCUCCAUCCUGCACGGCAUCAUGCGUGUGGAGCUGCUCAUCAACACUGACACGGUCACCUCCAGCGUGGCUGACAUCAUGAUGCAGGAGGGACACGCCAUCAAGGCCGAGGAGAGCUUUGAGUCCAAGCAGAGCCAUGACUUGCUGGUGUCUCUGUACAAAGACCUGCAGGACGGCACCUUCACUCCCAACGCUACCAGCAGCUCCUGGAAGACUAGCAAGGAGGAAGAGAAGCAGCUAAUUGACAGCCUGCUCCAGUCCUUUGCCAAGACCAGCCAGUCCUCUCUGAAGAGCAAGGUUCGUGUGCAUGGCCCGUCCAGUCCUCAUAAAGUCAACUUCCACAGCUUUAGCAACGUCACCAACUACAGGUCGGUGCUCAUAGAGAAGGACAGCAUCAACUCCGUUGCGUUGAAUGACAGUCCUCAGGACAGCCAUCAGCGGAUGCUGGUGGCUGGCUCCGUGUCUGUCAGUGCGACAGGUGCACAGAUUCUACUGAAGGAGACCACACUGAUGCCUCACAUCCGCGGCCUGCCUGCACUCAUCACCAUGCUCUUCACCCCUGCCACAGAGCUACGCACCAACGAGGAGAGGACCAGCUACACUGGUGCCCUCUGUGGUCUGGGGUGGAACGUCCAGUCUCAGGCAGCUGCCCUGCCUGAACAUGACAUGGAGCUCGCCUUUGAUGUCAAAUUCGAUGUAGAGGACAUCACUGAGAUCAAUGCGUUGCGUGGUGCUAUUAACCGUCUGGUGUGUGAGGGGCCCAACGGUCCUCUGCACCUGGGGCCUGACAGGAUCAACAGCCUGCAGGAGGACUGCCGCGAACGACUCGUCAGUCUGUUUACAAAGUCACCCCCUCGAGAAGACCUUGCUCCUGUGUACCAUGAGGAACCAAAGCAAUGGAACCAGGUGGAUCCCAGUCAGAAGAUGGAGAUUGUCCAAAAGGAAGAUGGAAAGAGCAAAGGGGUCCUGUUCCAGCUACACCCCGUCACACUGCUCAACAUAUGAGCCCAUUCUAAAGCAGCAACCAGAACACAGCAUGCUGUCCUGUUUUCACCUCCACUACUCUUAUGUUUUACAAGAUUCUUGCUUAUGGUAACCCUCAGGAGGGACAAUCUCUUUUGAUAAUUAUUAUUAUUUUUUUAAAUUGUGCAAUUGUUAUGACUUAUUUUACUUAAGGUCCUGCCAUGCUUCUUUGGCUGUGUUAUGUUGUUCAGCUUUUCUAUUGCUGUGCUGGUGUAAUUAUACUUUCUAAACACCUAUCCUUUUCUAUUUUGAUAAUUAGUGAUAUUUAAAACAAUGGCAUUACCAUUUUUAUUUGUAUAAAUUAAUCUGACUUAGUCUGAAGGUAUGGUGCUGGUUUCAGUUCGGUACUGUACUUACAAAAAUACACAUUUGAGUGCUUACAACAGA